This is a messenger RNA of Glarea lozoyensis ATCC 20868, 267 nucleotides long. RefSeq lists its product as uncharacterized. Lineage: Eukaryota; Fungi; Ascomycota; Leotiomycetes; Helotiales; Helotiaceae. The transcript is spliced from 2 exons. Bases 1 to 267 code for a protein of 88 amino acids. The record is from RefSeq and is a predicted model, not a curated record.
AUGCCUUCUUCAGGACACCCGUGGGGGAAAACUUGCCCAAAACCUUAUCGAAGGUACGGGAGGAAAGAUGGACAAAGUCUUUUUGACUGGCUCGGUUCUGAGGCCGAUAUUACCUUAUGGACGGAAAGUGUCGCCGAGUUCAAUGAAGAUCAGGUCGCCAUGGAUUUUGACAUCGAGUCGGGACAUCUCUACGAAGCUCUUGUCGGAGAGGGGCAGGCUGAGCAGGCGUUGGCCCAUUUACAGAAGGAAAUCGCAGCAACACUUUAG